This is a messenger RNA of Gaeumannomyces tritici R3-111a-1, 246 nucleotides long. RefSeq lists its product as hypothetical. Lineage: Eukaryota; Fungi; Ascomycota; Sordariomycetes; Magnaporthales; Magnaporthaceae. The transcript has 2 exons. The record is from RefSeq and is a predicted model, not a curated record. The coding region runs from base 1 to 246 and encodes 81 amino acids.
AUGGUUAAAAAUGCUAAAAGCUAUUUAAACCUUUAUACGGUCCUUAUCGUAACGUUUUUUUUCGUUUUCGAAAAUAAAUUCGUAAUUGCUAAUGUAAUAAGCGAUAUUUUGCUAAAUUGCCAAUUUUUUAAGCAUAAAAGGUUUAAAACGGCUUUUUCCAACGUGCUCGACGUAGCGUUGGGCGUUAUUAUAAGCGGUGCGAAAUUGCAAAUGCCUUUUUUAAAUUUGCUCGAUCCUUUCCGGUAA